ACUACCAACAAGGUAUUGCUUAAGGUCGUGUGCUAUUAAAAUUCUGGCGGCUAGUGAUGGACAUACCCUGGAUUGAGAAAUACAGGCCGAAUUCGAUAGAAGAUCUUAUAAGUCAUGAUGACAUUUCUAAAACAAUUGCGAGAUUUAUUGACCAAGACAGACUACCACACCUACUGUUUUAUGGGCCACCUGGCACAGGUAAAACUAGUACUAUCCUGGCUGCAGCAAAGCGCCUAUACACGCGUCAGUUUAAUUCAAUGGUUCUAGAGCUUAAUGCCUCUGAUGAUCGUGGGAUCGAUGUUGUACGUGAACAAGUAUUAAGUUUUGCUAGCACAAAAACUCUCUUUGUUGGCAAAUUUAAGCUGGUUAUUCUUGACGAAGCUGACUCAAUGACCAAAGACGCCCAAAAUGCCCUUCGCAGAAUUAUCGAAAAGUUCACUGAAAAUACUCGAUUUUGUCUUAUUUGUAAUUACCUGUCCAAAAUAAUCCCUGCGAUACAGUCACGUUGUACAAAGUUUCGCUUUGCACCGCUUGGAUUUAAUGAUGUUAGUUUGUGUCUUCGAAAAAUCGCAUCAUGUGAAGGUGUUCACCUAACAGAUGACGGAGUGAAGGCCAUAUAUCAGUUUGCAUCUGGAGAUAUGCGCAAAUCGAUCAACUUAUUACAGAGUGCAUCUAUGUCAUCGGAAACGGUUGAUGGAUCAGCUGUCUACGCUUGUGUUGCAUAUCCUUCACCUGAAGAAGUUCGAUCACUUUUAGAUCAUGUACUAAAUGAGCCAAUAAGUACUGCAUAUCAUAAUAUUAUAUCUGCGAAAAAUUUGAAGGGAAUGGCACUUCAGGAUAUUAUCACAGAAAUUCAUCCAUUAAUAAUGCGAAUUGACUUACCCGAUCCAAUUCGAUGUGAUUUAAUAAUUGCCAUGUCGGAUAUAGAACAUCGUAUGUCACAGGGAUCGUCGGAGAGGUUGCAAUUGGGUGCAUUUGUUUCAGCUUUCACUCGGGCUAAAGCAGCAUUAAAGCCUAAAGCGUGUUGAGCUACUCUUGUAUUAUUAUUUUUAUGUUUCAAUAAAAUAAUUUUUGUAAA
This is a messenger RNA of Heterobilharzia americana, 1078 nucleotides long. NCBI's taxonomy places the organism in Eukaryota, Metazoa, Platyhelminthes, Trematoda, Strigeidida, Schistosomatidae. The record is from the annotation of a GenBank genome assembly.